AUGACGGACCCCCACACCCGUCAAUACUCCCACCUCGGUGGCACCACCACUGAGCUCCUCGAACGCUUUGCUGUUUCUGAACUCUGCAAAGGCUGGCCGGUCUACCGCGAUGCCAGCGAAUGGGCCAACUACCGCUCCCUCUUCGCCGACGACGCCAUCGUGUGGACAACUUGGAGUGGACCUCAGCCCAUCGAAGACUUCAUCCGCAUCUCCAUCAGUGGGAAAGAAGUCGGUGCCUUCAUCAUGCAUCGCGAAUGCGGUACCCUUGUCGAACUCAAUACUGAAAAGAAACGCGCUGUCGGCAAGAUGAAGGCUACGAUCACGCAGCGGUUCCAACACCCCGACGGCUUCGAAUACGAUGUCGACUGUGACUGUCGCUUCAUGUUCUUCUACGAAAAGACCACAGAUUGGAAGGCCGUCUUCGUCAAGUUGGUCUACGAGAAGGACAAGUUGGUGCCUGUCGAUGGGAGGGUACCAUCCUUUGCCCCUGAGGUUUUGGCCAAGUACCCCCAGGGCUACAGGUAUCUUGGCGCGGCGCAGAGCACGCUGGGCUAUGACAUCGACUCAGACCUAGUGACGGGCAACAAUACUGCGGGCAUGUACCAAUCGAUUAAGAGAUGGUUGGAAGAGCCGGCGAUGUCUCGUUCUUUUCGACCAGAGUGA
This is a messenger RNA of Colletotrichum siamense, 663 nucleotides long. Its product is annotated as PEP2-like protein. The transcript is spliced from 2 exons. The record is from RefSeq and is a predicted model, not a curated record. Lineage: Eukaryota; Fungi; Ascomycota; Sordariomycetes; Glomerellales; Glomerellaceae. Bases 1 to 663 code for a protein of 220 amino acids.